CAGUGGUUAGCACGGCGACGGGAUCCGACUAAACAUCUUGUGGAAGUAUGGAAUGGAAAUAAUCGAAGAUAAGUGACCUGACAGCUUUUCUAAUCAGUGAAGCAAGAUGUCCAACAGAAGUCAGCACUAUGGGUUCCAGUCAGCCACCAUGGUGCAGCCGGCUUAUGGCGGUCAUGCCUACCUGUUUGGAAACAAUGGCUCAGAGAACGACCUAUCAGAGGAGGACGGAGAAAGCUUCGAGCUACGGUCACGUGGAAGAGAGAGGCUACGAAGAAGUACCUCCAAAGAGAAACUGGAUGAUAUAAUCUACCUUACUCGUGAUAUCCAGGAAGGGGACACCCUGAACAGCAUUGCUCUGCAGUACCAUUGCUCAGUGGCUGACAUUAAGCGGGCAAACAACCUUUUGACAGAACAGGAUUUCUUUGCUCUGCGUUCGAUUAAGAUUCCUGUGAGGCGCUUCAGUGUCCUCACAGAGACCCAUAAUGCCGGCCCUUUCAAAGCUGCCUCCCCCACAGCUGCCAGACGUGUGCCCCAGAUCUCCCCCGUUAUGUCCCUCCCCUCCGAGUCCUCCACGGACUCCUCUUCUUCCACAGACAGCGUGGAGGGAUUUCUCCAAGAGAAGGACAAGGACAUCGAGCAGCUGGUGAAGUCCACAGGACCUUCUCGGAGCAGCCUCAAUGAAGUGGUGUCCUCUCUGACACUGCAGCAGCAGCAGCCACUGCUGGGAGAAGUGGAGUACAAACCGAUACAGAGAAAGGACCCUUACUAUGGAGCAGACUGGGGUAUGAGAUGGUGGACGGCAGUGGCCAUCAUGCUGGUUGUGGGCAUCGUCACACCCGUUUUCUAUUUGCUGUACUAUGAGGUUCUUGUGAAGUCUGACGUCAGCCAUCAUGGUGCUCCCACACAUGCAGCUGAUAACAUGCAACAUGGACAGAUUGAAAGUAAAAAUAUGGAACGUUUUGUAGAAAACAACCCUUUAAAGUCUAGACUUGAACAGGUCGACAGAAAGCCGCAAAAUCCCAGUUUGGACGAAAAUGCACCGCUUAGGAAAACAUAGCAGGAAAUUUUUUUCCGUAUUUUUAUUAACUCAGAAAAAAAAACUCUUUAGAAGUUCCCUUUUUUAAGUAGUCACGAUAAUCCAAUGUAUUUUGUUUGUUGGGAGCAAUAAUUGAAGCAUUGAAAAGCUGCAUGAAAGUCUUGGGCCUAUUUUGUGAGUUUUCAAGUGCAGAAUUUUUAUUGGUCUAUUCAACACAAGAUGUUUUUGUGGUAUCCAAAAUUCUGCACUUUUACUCAAAUAUGUAGACGUUUUUUUAUCAUGUAGACAUUUUUUUAUCAUUAUUUCCUAAAGAUUACCAUGCAUUUGGUGGCUGUGGUUUAAGAAAAUUAAUUCAGUUGAUUUGCUUUAACUUUGGUUCAGAUGCAUUUUUGUUUUCCAUGCCAGUGUAGAAAAAUCAACAUUCCUUGUAAAAGUAUGGCUGCUACUUGAUUAGAAAUAAUUUAUUGAAAGACUUGAGCAUUAGUUACUCCUUAUACUAUCAGUAUUGUCCGGUAAAUUUUAAUGGCAUUAUCUUGAUUCUGUCUGUUGCUAGAAAGUUUUUUUUGUUUGUUUUUAAAACCUAGCAUGUUUAUAUGGGAAGUGCACAGUGUUCCCGUACUGCCUCAUAACUGUAAUGAUGUGAACUUUUAGACGUUGUUAUAUAGCCCUUUUAUUUGGUCACAGUGUUCACUUGAUAAUUUAUCACAAAGCAUCACAGAGAUAUUGACAGAAUGUGCCUUUUAACCUGUGGAAAUGUGCUGCAGGAUGAAAAAUAAAUUAAACUAUUUUCAAUA
This is a messenger RNA of Austrofundulus limnaeus, 1830 nucleotides long. It is a transcript of the gene lysmd3, whose product is annotated as LysM, putative peptidoglycan-binding, domain containing 3. The transcript has 3 exons. Gene Ontology annotation, biological process: Golgi organization. Bases 107 to 1057 code for a protein of 316 amino acids. Gene Ontology annotation, cellular component: Golgi apparatus. NCBI's taxonomy places the organism in Eukaryota, Metazoa, Chordata, Actinopteri, Cyprinodontiformes, Rivulidae. The record is from RefSeq and is a predicted model, not a curated record.